UGCUUGUUGCCAGUGAAGCCAGGCACAGCCCAGCGGCAGAUCAGUCGCUAAGCAAGGCAGGUGGCUGAAGCCAAAAUAACCAUCAUCCAAACGAGAAUUACUGACAAAGCCUCCGAUGGCUUGCGGUGGCUUGGUUGGCAUGUGCGUGCGACGAAGCCUUCCAUGUUUAAACCUUGCGAGAACCGGGCAGGUCGCGGAUUGGUUGGUGAGUUAAAUUAGUUCAGUAGCCACUCCUCUUCUGGGCUCUCUCAUCGAUUCCCCAAUGCUGAACUGUGCGGUCCGUUUCUGUGGUAUCGGAUUGAAUCCUGGGUGUCGAGAUAUAUCAAGUUAGUCUCUGCAUAUUCCCAAGGUUGAAGGGGGCCGUUGGUUAGCAUUCUUCAUAUCCCACACGAUUGACCCGGAGCCACAGGCUGUGUGAAACGUCUGGAAUUUGAAUCGCUGAUGAACUUACUAUCUUAAAAAUGAAGAGGUGUUAGUUUCUCCUAACGGCGCCAGCCCCGCUUAGUCAGUUACGAGGGAGGCUCAAUUAGACACCGGCGCUAAAAUCCUUCUCGGACCAAACAUCUCCUUAGUCUUGAGACCCGUAACAAUCGUUAUACCUAUUCACCACCCAAUAAUACGAGGUUUCCUCGGUUCUGAAGCUGGCCAUUCAUGUUUCACUUCCAUAUGCUGUAAAUUGUCAGUAUGCUUUGGACGUUUCAAAUGCAGCUCGCCAAGUCUUCGGCAUCCAUUUGCUUGGUCGGGACAGCCACGACGCCCACUGCCCAGUGACACUGAUGGCCCCUAAACCAAGCCCGAUCUGCACAAGUGUCAAGCUGGAUACGAGUUCAAGCAUGGGGAAAAGAUUAUUAAAUCCACUUAGCCUCGCGACGGCGUUGAUUUCCUCAGCUCUUGCAACCGCCCCCUUUGGUUGCACCCAUUCUCCUCGCAACUCUCAAGCUUUUUCCCACUUCAUUUCUACCCAACUUUUCGAUGUGAAUGGGCAUUGCAGAUGAACGGUCUUCAAGAUACUAUUCCGCACGACUCUCUGCGGAUUUUUAUUGAGGGUCUCUUCUUGUUGAAGAAUGCGGUUCUCAAUUAGAUCAUGCCUUGCCCCAUUGCUACUCGCUGCAGGAUGCCAUGCGGAGGCGGCUCUUGCACCGCGGUCGGCGGGGGACCUCUGUGUUUUUACAGAGGGGAGAACGGUCCUUCUGGGUAACUUAGUAUUUAUGAUGGCUGGGAAGGUAACGAUUCAAGAUGGACAUAAUGAAGCAUUUGUGAACCAACUUUAUUGGCUCGACCUCAACACUACGUUUAACGUCGAAGGCGGUAUCUCUCCACAUACUCUGCAUAGGACCGAUAUUCCAAAUUCCGCGCCUCAUGAAGUUUCCGGAGGUGCAUUUUUCGCCGCGCGAAAUUCCAUAUACAUAUAUGCUGGCUUGUCGAGUUCGAGCAGAUAUGAUUGGAUGUGGUCGUACAAUGCAAAAGAUCGAACAUGGAGUCGCGCAGUAGUUGCUGGCGGCAAAUUAAAUCUGGAAACCCGGUUCGCUGGGCUUUCUGCUGUUGCGCCGGAAUCCAACCUCUCUUUCUAUACGGGAGGAUGGGACCUCCCCAUUACGGGCACUUUGGUCUUCAACGCGACGGAUAGCGCCAACCUUCAAUGGACUAACGUGACUAAGGUGGAUAGGGAGGACGCCGUCGGAGAACCUCGGAUAGCCAAUGGGGGAAUGGAUUAUGUACGGCUAGGAAAGAAAGGGAUGCUGGUUGCGUUCGGUGGUUAUGAUACUUCGAAAAAAGGAACGAACGAAACCAAAACAAGCCGAGAUUUCAGGGAGAUGGAUAAGAUCGGUGUGUAUGAUAUCGACUCUAGUACCUGGUACGAAAUUGAAGCUACUGGAGACAUCCCGAGCGCGAGAACCGCAUUUUGCACAGCUGUCUCUUCCGCUCCAGACGACUCCUCGUUCCAGGUGCAUAUGUAUGGUGGUCGCAGCCGUACCUGGGAGAAUGCAACCUCAUAUAAUGACCUAUAUGUCCUGACCCUCCCAUCUUUUCGUUGGAUACGUGCCCCUACGACUGGCCUAGAACCAUGGAAGGCAGAUGGGGUUGGUCGCGACAGCCAUAAAUGUGUCAGUUGGAAAGACGGGGAAAUGGUAGUGAUUGGGGGUACAACUCGGAAAGACGACAAACAGCAAAAGGGAUGCAGUCGAAAUUACCCACCUAUCCGGGUGCUUGAUACCAGCACAUUUCAAUGGCAAAAGCAAUUCGAUCGCGACACUAAAUACACUGUGCCUCAGAUCGUCUCCGAUGUAAUUGGCGGGGAUGGAACCGGAAAAGCUACACUGAAGGAACCGGAGGGCGGAUGGCCUAAUAGCGAAGUCGCGAGCAUAUUUUCUCAAACUAUAGCCAGGCGGCCGGAGAUCACAGAUGAACCGCUACCAGCAGAGCCGACCGGAACUCCGCAACCGACAGCUCCCCCUUCAACCGAAGAAAAGUCCUCCAAUACAGGCGCGAUUGCCGGCGGAGUCGUUGGCGGCGUCGGAGGAGUCGCCGUCAUCGCUGCCGCUAUUUUCUUCCUUCGACGAAACAAGCGAAAGAAGACCCCGACCGAUCGAUUCAACGCCUCUCCAGCCGUUCCCACAGCUCCCUCCGUCUAUUAUCCUGAACCACCCCCAUCCCAGCCAGCUCUUACUGACAAAAAGGAUGACCCAUACAUGCGCAUCGAACAAGAACCUAGAGAGCUACCAGCGCAGGCUCCGGUACCUUCCCGAUAUGAGCUUGACUCACCAGCCGAAGGACAUCCCGCCCAAGUAUUUGAGCUUGAUUCGCCUGGAUCCUAUCCGGCUCCUCCCCAUCCACGUAAAGAAUAACCCGAUUAUACACUAGUGUUGUCUUUUUUGUGUACAUAUUUUUUCUUCCUGGCAUUAAUCCUGGACAACCGUUUUCUCCCCUUCUCUUAUGUCCUUAAAUCCCGACUAUCCCAUAUUUCUUUCGCGAUGUUAUUUCUCAUCGUUUACCAGACGAUCUUCAUCCUGCAGGAUAGCCAGCAUUCUCAUGAUCAUUUAAAGCCAGAUCAAGGAUACCAUUUUGUGAUACAUUCUUAGCCCCACCAUCGCACCCCUAACAUUCCACUUCCUAGGCGUUCAUAGGCGAAGGAUGACUUGAAGUACAACACUGAAAUUUAUUCUUGAUCCUUCAAUCCUUUUCUCUUUUUUGUCUUCAAAAGCUCCCUCCCUCAGUACCGGCUACAUUUUUCCUUUACGUCAUUCCCACAUAUACCUAACACAUCAACGGGUAUCCUAGGAAGGAGGAGAACCGGGAAUAAGCAAACUUUUAGUACCUAGCAGUAUGUUUAUAUGCAUUCCUCAAUCGUAGGUGGUGUGCACAUUCUUCGUAGAAUUACAUAAUUUACACGGGUUAUAUAGACCCCCCCCAAGGGCCAUGAAUAUAAAAUGGUUUGCCUUGCGUUACAUCCUACGUACUACCCUAACCACGCUUUUACGAACAAAGAUGCGGAGGAGUUUCGCGGGGGAGAGUUUACAAGGGCUAAAUAAUCGGGGCAGCGGUCAAUGCCAAGAG
Blastomyces gilchristii SLH14081 is the source of this 3555-nucleotide messenger RNA. Its product is annotated as kelch repeat protein. Lineage: Eukaryota; Fungi; Ascomycota; Eurotiomycetes; Onygenales; Ajellomycetaceae. Gene Ontology annotation, molecular function: protein binding. The transcript is spliced from 6 exons. The coding region runs from base 1065 to 2846 and encodes 593 amino acids. The record is from RefSeq and is a predicted model, not a curated record.